AUGUCAAGACCUAAUAUAUCUUAUCCAACGCCUAUUCCUGGACCAUCUACCUACGAUCACCCACCAUCUCAAUCUCAACUUCAAGCUCAAGGUUACAAAGCAAAUAUGGGGUUAGAUCCAAGUCCGAUCAGCAGAGAUACAGGUGGAACUUCAAGUUCAGCUUCAGCUUCAGGCAUGGGAAUCCAACAGCAGCAGCAGCAGCAACCCCCGAGAAGAACAAGUGGAUCAUCAAAGUCAGCAGGUCAAUAUACAUCAGCACUCGAUUCAUCCAUAACUAGAUUAUUGGUAACUACUAAACAACUCUUACAAGGAUUAGAACAAUGGUCACAAUGUCUAAUAUCAGAAACCGAUGUCAGUGAUGUCUACGUUAGAUUGGGCAAUGGAUUUGAAGUUUGUAUACAAGCAUUUCAUAGAGCUGGCAUAUCUACAAUUGAACUCGAUGCUAUUCCUGGAGAUCUUAGAACAUGCUUAGAACAAUGUUUAUCGUAUGAUCAAAAUCAUGAAACGUUGGAAGUAUAUCUUCCUGAAAUCCGUCAAAUAAUCUAUAAUCUUCUUCACGGUUUGAAACAAAAACAAGCAGCUUACAAAAGAUUGAUACAAGAUCGACAAAGAGAUACACCUUCACAAGCUACAAUUUCUCAAGCUACUAUUUUACCUGCUCCAACAUCUCAUCCUCCUCCUCCUCCCCCACCACCGCAAAAGCAACAACAACAACAAGCACGUAAACCUUCGAGAGGUGGGGAAAACCCUUUACCGGUUGUACAGCAAAACGACCAAGAUUCAGAUUCUAAGUUAUCAGCUAAAUCAGGUAGCACAUCAAAUACAAGUACAACUAGUCCAGCAUCAAUAAAUUCUCAAUUACCAAAUACUAAAUUUCCUUCUUCAUCUGCUUUAGCUGAAAGGGGUACAAGAACUGGUAUACCACAUCGUCCAGCUCCUCCAGAUGCUUUCCGUCCACCUCGAAUGAGAUUACCUGAAAAUCCCCAAUCUCAUCAACCUAAUAACAUCAAUACUAGGAGAUCACCUUCCCCAUCCCCCUCACCAGUUCCACAAGCACAAGAACCCAUAAGACAUCAAUUAGUCGAUAACCCGGUCCCUUCCCCACCUCCUGCUCCAACUAUACAGAUACAUAAUUUAUCAUCCUCGACAUCAUCGAGCAAACCACCUCCCAGACCCGAUCGAUUUAGUAGAGAUAGCUAUGGAUCUCAAAGACCUGUAUCGAGAUUCUCGGCAGAUUCAGAUCUUACAAAUGGUUCUCCAAUCAGAUCGCCUCCAAAUAGAAGUCCUGCCAAGCCAUCUGAUCCACUCGCCGAAGAAGAUGAGGGUGAACAAGAUACAAUUCAGCCUACCCUUACACCUUCUUUACCAGUCCUCAACUUACCCUCAGCACUCGAACUUCCUGAUGAAUCUCAACCUUCAACUGCAACUCCACAGACACAGUCGAUAGAAGGAUUGCCUGAUGUUCCACCAGAAACAAGAGCUACUCUAGCUGCAUUACAAAAGUCUGACGCGUUGGAGAGAAGAGCUUCAAAAAGAUUUUCCAGUUACACAUUCAAUAAAAUGCUGCCUGGUUCUCCUGGAAAAAAAUCUUCUAUCAGUAGUCCUCAAAGACCUACAAGAAGAGCUGAUAGACCACCUCCCAUGCCUGCUCUGCCUGAAUCCCUGACCAAUGUGUCUAUAGGUGGAAGAACAAUGACCGACGCAGAUGACGGAAUAUCACCCACAACCAUUACCCAUCUACAGGCAAAUGGAGACUUGUCAUCCAGGUUAUCUAGACCUACCACACCGACAGGUGAUGUUUCAUCAGAUGAUCAAUCCGAUAGAUCUGUAAGAAUAGUUAAAACUCCAGAUCCAGAUGAUAUAGGUCAACAUGCUACUCCAAGGCCACGAUCAUCAGUCUCUGCGCCAUCACCAUCAAACCUUUCAGUUUUCCUUCAAAUCGGUCGACAAGUCAAGAAAGCAUCGCUAGAAUCACCGAUCAGUAUGUCCAAUCUAAGGUUGAUGUUUAUGGAAAGAUUCGAAUACGAUCCUGGAAUGGAAGAUUUCCCAGAUGUGUAUAUCAGAGAUAAUAGGACUGGUGUACAAUUCGAGCUUGAAGAUAUGGAGGACUUGAGAGAGGGUUGUAUACUGAGUCUGAAUAUCGAGCCCCUCGACCAGGUCAAACAGCACUUUGAUACCACAUUUGGAACCCUAAUGCAAGAGAUCAAAGACAUGAAAAAAGCCAUUGACAUCACUCGUCGACACUCUAUGACUCCAUCACCUUCUCUACUGACCGUAUCACCCUCAACUCAAAUGUCCCGACCAUCAACAAUGGUUCGAUAUCCAUCUUCGGACACCAUUGCACCUUCGCCUUCCAACACUGCUAUACCAUCUGCACCUAGAUCCAGUUCACCUUCACCCCGAUUUGGACCCAGCAAAUUGACACCAGAGAAAGAAGCUGAACUACAGAAACAACACGAUGAAUUACAAUCACUUCGAAGGGAUUUAGCUGUGAUGAGACAACUUCACGUUGAUUUCUUGACUGAAACAAAAGAAUCAUUUGGAAAAUUACGAAAUCAAAAUUCUUCGAUGCGAGAUAUCGUGAAAACCAAAAUGGGAGGUAAUCGAGCAUUGUUAGACAAUUCCAAAACGAAAUUAGAAGCCCAAUGUCAAGAUACGAUACAAUCAGUAGAAGAAAUUUCAGAUAUGAUUGAUGCAGUGAGGGAAGAUGCAUCGAAAAGAUAUGUCACACCAUCAAAAUCACAAAUGACAACGAUCAAGUCAGAUCUGGAAAAGGCAAGAAGUCUAAUCGAUCAAUUGGCGUCAGAUGUCCAAUUAGCCGAUCCAAUGUGGCGAGCAACUUGGCAAAUUGAAUUACAUCGUGUAAUGGAAGAACAAAAACUGUUAUCUUAUCAAAUCAAAUUAUGUACCGAUCUCAAAAAGGAUUUAGAAGAUGUUACAUUGAUUUUCAAUAAUGUUCAAGAUUUCGUCAAUCAACGUUCGACCGGUAAUGGUAUCAACAUCGCUCUCAAUAUAGGAAGGGUAUCAUCAGGUAAAUCAUUCAAUAAAUCUUCUCCGAAAGAAUUAGGAAACGAUACUGGUUCGAGUCCCAAUGAAAAUGGUGGCGGCGGUGGUGGGAUGAAUCAUCUACUAAUGGAGAUUAGGACUAAAGAGACAGAUCCUAAUUCAAGGUUGAAAGCUAUUGAAGCACAACAGAAAGCGCGUGAAAGAGAGAAACAAAAGAAGACUGAUGAAUUUGAAGAAGAACUGAAAAAAGGUGGUAAGAAAUUAAAGAAGACAGGUGGAACGGAAGAAGCUGAAAGAAUGAGACAAAGAAGACAAGAAUUGACUUUGAAAAGAAUGAUUAAUGGUAAUACCAAUGAAAAUUCUGGUGUCCUAAGUCCUCAAAACACAGGUAAUACUCAAUUCGCACAUCACCAAAGAGCGAUCAGUCCUCAGUUAACCGGUACUACCAUACCACAAAAUCAAGCUCAAGCUCAAAGAGCUUUAAGUCCACAAUUGACUGGAAAUGGACAAAGAGCUAUCACACCUCAGCUUACAGGAGAUUCUACUUCAACAGCCCAUUCCCUUUCCAAUCCAAGAAAAUUGAGUCCGCAGAAAACAGGUGGAAGUAUAAGUCAGAUUCUGAGUCCUAAUUUGACUGGUGGAAGUGGGAGAGCAAGUACGAGUAUAGAAGAGAAUGUCAAAGAGGAAUGA
Messenger RNA from Kwoniella shivajii, 3696 nucleotides. RefSeq lists its product as uncharacterized. Gene Ontology annotation, biological process: establishment of cell polarity. NCBI's taxonomy places the organism in Eukaryota, Fungi, Basidiomycota, Tremellomycetes, Tremellales, Cryptococcaceae. The transcript is spliced from 5 exons. The coding region runs from base 1 to 3696 and encodes 1231 amino acids. Gene Ontology annotation, molecular function: cytoskeletal regulatory protein binding. Gene Ontology annotation, cellular component: cytoplasm; cell tip. The record is from RefSeq and is a predicted model, not a curated record.